GUAGGGGUCUGGCACAGCGGAGCAAUUGCCGUAACGCUUCGGGUUUAACUUUUACGGAACGCCCUGGCCAGUUUCGAACUUACGGUGGUUGCGCGCGCACGGGUUUUACGCUUCUGGCUCCUGCUACCUGUUACCAGAACAUAAGUGUAUCCAUUUAGAAGGGUGUCUGCGGGACACGGAUAAACGGAUAUUACCGGUGCUGCAGUCUAGCCAUUAUCGGCUCCCUAAUCGACUGUUCCGACUACCGAGUGUUUGGUGUUCACUCAUGUGUGGUCUGAAUUUGGGAAACCGGCGACGGCAACAGACGAAACGAGAGUUAGGGUUUGCAUAAUUGGAUUUUAAGUAGAUUUUCAUAUUCCAAAAGUGAAGUGAGCAGUGUUGGCAUUGCGAUUCGACUCAAUUCAAAGUUUCAUCACUCCCAUCGAAACAUUCAUAUCAAAGAAGGAUUCGGUUUUGUGAACAGUAUUCCACGUUGGAUUGACUGAGACAAUAAUUUUCUAGUUGUGUUUGGAAACCUGUUGAUCCUGCAGGGCGUUGACGAUUCAAAAUGGGCGCUGGAAGUGUGUUCACGUGUUUUGUCCAGCCGCAAAAUGAUGCGUGAUCGCAUCCCAGUACCAGUGCCUGCCUACCUGACGACGACUAGAACGAAAUAAACCCAUUUUUUGCCAACUCGGUUGUUUUGCGAAAUUUGAAAGCCUCACGGACCUCACCAGCAUUAAGCAUUAAAGUGAAACUCACCCAACUUGCUGAAAGUGAUUGUACUGCAAAGCUCUAAUCCGACCUGUGAAGACAAGUGCAAUUUCGGAGUUUUACAAUCCACCACCACUAACGGUUCAAUCACCACGAUCAGUGCUCAAUUAGUUCAAACCAAUACGUAUUAGUAAGUGAAGCCACUGCCGUGAGUUUGUCGGAGUGUUUAUUGCGGUGGUUAAUUGCAGCAACCAGCGAAUGCAAACCCCAACGACUUAGAAAAAAGAAAUUUGACGAAAUAAGUGACCGUCGAAUUGCUUUGCUGCGUGCGCGCCCAUCGAAUUGGUAUUCAAUUGCGAUAAGUUGUUGCGCAGGUGGUGCGGUGAAUGUGUAUGAAGGCGGAGAAAAUCGAUUAAAGAGUCCCAACAACGAAGACACCGACAACGAUUUCGUCCAUUAAAACUAGACAGCAGGAAUUUGUAUGACUUUACGACCCCCGGGACGACCACGACGACGUCGACAAAGAAAAUCCUUUUCGAAGUGGAGGUGCAUUUCUUGUGAUACUACACCGGGGUGCUGUGUUCUGGUUUUGGAAAUUUUCGAACCCGUCCCCUUCGGUGGCUGGUCAGAGUGUUGGUAAGGGAACCGAGAAGACGACCAGCGAGGAGCGUUGCAAGUGAGUCAGUGCAGCAAAAAGUAUCGAAAAACCAAAAACGGAGAACGGUGGGCACCUGCUGUGCAGAACUCAUUCAAGAUGUCUUGUGGUAUCUCCUGCGUCGACAAUGCUCUCAACCGUACGUUUUACAAGUUGGGCACCUUCAUCGGUCGACAUCCGGGCUAUUUCGUCAUAGUGCCGGUGCUGCUGACACUGCUUUGCAUGACCGGCUACCAACAGAUUCGCUAUGAAAUCGACCCCGAGUACCUGUUUUCUCCGAUCCGCGGCGAAGGCAAAACAGAACGUGCCAUCGUCGAGAACUACUUCAAGGUCAACUACACUCACCGGUUCAACGUGGGCCGCAUCACUCGGCCGGGUCGAUUCGGUCGAGUGAUUAUCGUUUCCAAGGAUGAGGACAAAAAUCUACUGAGGAGUGAAGUUUGGAAAGAACUUCGGCAGCUCGAUGGGAUUAUUCAGAAUACAACCGUCCACUACGAUGGUGAUACGUUCACCUAUCGGGAUAUGUGCGCCCGAUGGGAAAACGAGUGCUUCCUAAACGACAUCCUGAAUCUGGAUCAGAUAAUUGGAGAGGUUGAAGCCGGCGAGCUGAACCUGACCUUCCCGGUCAUGUUCAACCCAGUUACAUGGGACGCGCAUGUUUUUCCUAUAUUCUUCGGCGGGACGCAGGUUUCCGAGGACAACAUCAUCAUCUCGGUGCCGUCGCUGCAGAUGGUGUACUUCGUGACGGCCGACUCCAAGCGGCAGGACGCGCGCGGUGCCGCCUGGGAGGACGCCUUUCUCGACGCGGUCGGUUACGCGGAAGAUAACGGCGUGUUCAAGCACAUUGCGGUCGCACGGUUCGCGUCGCGUACGCUCGAUCACGAGCUCGAACGGAACACCAGAACGGUCGUGCCGUACUUCAGCUCGACUUUCAUCCUGAUGGCGCUCUUCAGUGUUGUGACGUGUAUGAUGGGUGAUGUGGUGCGGUCCAAACCGUGGCUGGGGCUGAUGGGUAACGUGUCGGCGGUGAUGGCGACGCUGGCCGCGUUCGGGCUGGCCAUGUACCUUGGCAUCGAGUUCAUCGGCAUCAAUCUGGCGGCACCGUUUCUAAUGAUCGGAAUCGGUAUUGACGACACGUUCGUGAUGCUCGCCGCCUGGCGACGCUCGUCGGUGAAACUGUCGGUGCCGGAGCGCAUGGGCCACAUGAUGUCCGAGGCGGCCGUAUCGAUCACCAUCACCUCCGUGACCGAUAUGAUCUCGUUCUGGAUCGGAAUCGUUAGCCCGUUCCCCUCGGUGCGGAUCUUCUGUACCUACAGUGGCUUUGCCGUGUGCUUCACCUUCCUGUGGCAUGUGACAUUCUUCGCCGGAUGUAUGGCUAUUUCCGGAUACUGCGAGCUCAAAAAUCGUCACGGCUUGUUCGGCUACAAGGUGAUCCCGGAGUCGGUCGCUAUUAAAGAAAAUCGAUCAUGGCUGUACCGAAAACUGAACACCGGCGGAAUCAACCGGGACGAUCCGGACAACCCCAUCGACAACAAGGAGCACUUGCUGAUGAAGUUUUUCCGUGACACGAUGGCCGGCAUCCUGAACAAAGGCUGGGUCAAGGCCCUCAUCAUAGUGGUAUUUGCUGCCUACCUGGGUGGAGCCUGCUUCGGGCUUACCAAGAUCAAGGAAGGUCUCGAACGGCGCAAAUUGUCCAAGGCGGACUCGUACUCGGUGAAGUUCUUCGAUCUGGAAGAUGACUACUACCGGGAGUUCCCAUACCGAAUCCAGGUGAUCGUGACCGGAGAUUUGAACUACUCGGACCCGCACACGCAGAUGGAGAUCGAAGAUUUGAUGCAGUCCCUGGAGAAUACGUCGUAUAUCAGUUCGCCGCUCUACAGUGAAUCGUGGCUGCGAUCGUUUGUGGCAUAUGUUGAUCGGAACAAUGACUACCUGAACCUGACGCUGGAUAGCGAGGAGGCUUUCAUCGAAGCUUUAAAGGAGAUUUGGUUGUUCCCGGCGAAUCCGUUCUCACUGGAUGUGAAAUUCAGCGACGAUGGCAAACGGAUUGUGGCUUCCCGUUUCAUGGUUCAGGCGGUCAACAUCACCGACACUAAUCACGAAAAGGUCAUGGUGCAGGAUCUGCGGGCGAUUUGCAAGGCCUCGCCCCUGAAUGCGACCGUGUUCCAUCCGUACUUUGUAUUCUUCGAUCAGUUCGAACUGGUGCGUCCGACGUCGGUACAAUCGAUGGUGGUCGGUGCGCUGAUCAUGAUGUUAAUAUCGUUCAUCUUUAUACCGAAUUUCCUAUGCUCGCUGUGGGUUGCUUUCUCGAUCGUGAGCAUUGAGUUGGGGGUGGCAGGAUAUAUGAGUCUUUGGGAUGUGAAUCUGGAUUCGAUUUCCAUGAUCAACCUGAUAAUGUGCAUUGGGUUUUCUGUGGACUUCACGGCACAUAUUUGCUACACUUAUAUGUCGAGCAAAGGACGCACACCUGAUGAGAGGGUAAAGGAAGCAUUGUACGGGUUAGGAAUGCCUAUAGUGCAAGGAAGUGUUAGCACGAUUUUGGGGGUUAUGGGGCUUCUGUUGGCCGACAGUUAUAUAUUUUUGGUGUUCUUCAAAAUGGUGUUCUUGGUUAUUUUCUUCGGAGCAAUGCAUGGAUUGUUCCUAUUGCCAGUGCUUUUGUCUUUGUUUGGACCAGGAUCUUGUAGCUCUUACCCAGAAGAAGACAUGAAGUUGUCUCCCGUUGAGAAGUCCUAUCCACAUCCUUACUGCAUAUCGCAUCCUCAGUUGGCAUUGACAGGAGCGUUCGGUAGUAAAACCUUCUUAGGAGCACCCUACAAGGCAUAUGGCGAUGAGAAAGACCUAGGACUAGGUACCUCUGGAGAAGACUCCAGUGAAAGUUCAAGCAGCAAAUCGCAACGGAGACAAGCGAUCGAGGAUGCAAAUACCAAGAGACGGUAUGAGGAAGCUUGGAGAAGAUCUUCACAUAACUUGACCGGACAAAGUCAAUUCCAACCGGUGCUAGACCUAUACGGACAGGAUGCCGUGUGGACAAAACCAGUUCCGAAGGUACCAAUAAGGGUGAACAGCAAUCGGUAUGGAUUCGACGACAUGCUGAACGUUGCACAAGGACAAACGGCAGGGAAACAGAAAUACGAUUAUGAACCCGAUCGCGAUCGCCGGAAGUCAGAAGAGAACCGACCUCGCAAAGCACGUUACGAAGAUAACCGAACGUUCGAAAACGACGAGGUUGUGGACGAAGGGUACCAACACACAAACCGUUAUUACAUGUAUGACACAAGCCACGUGAAACGUCUAUCGAACGACAGCCAGAAUAGUGGCAGUGAUAGCAAUAAUAGCAAUUAUCGCCGAAAGUACUCCGACGAGAGUGACAACAAACAUCGACGACACAGCGAUGAGCGCCGUCCCCGAAAGUUCACCCCACCGGAGGGAAUCUACAAACAGAACCCGCACCGUUCGUCCUCGCAGCACAACCUGUACUACCCCCGACAACCGCCCCAACGGACCUCGUCCCAAAGCAGUUUGCAUCAACUACGGCACAUGGGUGACAUGAGAUUUCCUUGAAUGCUUAGGCGGAACCUGAGCUGUGUGUAAUAUGUAAUUGUGUAAACAAACGGUAGCCGCGGGUGGAUAUGUGUUUAGCAAACCUGUAGAGCAUUAAGUAGGCAAAUCAAUGAUAUUGAAACCCAGCCCUAACUCCACGAAUCCUCCCCUACCUAACUCUAGAGUCUGAACUACCCCAUUUCACGUCUGGGAUUAUUCUACAAGUAGAGUGGCGAGAAAGCUGUUGAUUUCUACUAUUAUUAUUAUUAUUACAAGAAUCGAUCAUGUCAAUUAAAGAAUUAAUUCGAUAAUGCUAACCUCUACUCGUAGAUUGAAACCCAUUUUUUUGCUCAAUGUUCAUUGUACAUGAAGUAUCUGUAUAAGCAUUAAUAAUUACUUUCUCGUCUGUAUUAUGGCGACGGUGAUAUGAUUUUUUCCGAAGUUACAUUAACGCAAGGUCUCUUUUUUCGGAGUGCCAUGUGGAUGUACGUUAAUCAGUUUCAACAAAAAUUAAAACUUACAAAUACUGAAAAUUCUUUAAAAAAAUAUUUUAGCUAAUAUGGAAACUGGUUCAUUGAUCUAAAAUGUGAAUCCAUUUCGGAAAAUGAUUCUCUGGAUUCUGACUAAUGGAAUUUCAGGAAAAUCAACCCACCCAAAACCUAUGUGGUAAAUCAGUAGCCGCACUUUAUUCUACGACUUUGUAAAUUUAGACUUUGUUCCCACUCUUCCUAGUUACAUAAAAUCUCAAACGAGUAAAAUGUAACAAUUUCUUGUUUCUUUCCUAACGUUAUUCAUGAUAAUCUGUGUAUUAUACCAAUUAACGGAAGAAGGUGAAAGUUAGAAUUUAUUAAAUUUAAAUAAUAUGUGUGUGAAAGCGUCCUGCCAUGGUUGAGUUUUUGUGGGUGAAUGACAACGAAUGUUAUCAAAUCAUUUAUUAUCUUCAUAUGUAUGUAUUUUCACACGAUACUGCUAUUCGCGACGUCAUCUAACUUAAUCUUCAUGUAAUAACUAUCUUGAUGUAAAGCUCAAUAUCGAAAGUUUAAGUGCGUGAAUAACUAGAGAAGCAUAGAGUGUUAUUUAAAUUAAUUUGUAGUAAGGCGUAGAGUUAAACUGGAAAAUAUGCUUAGAAAAGUGGAUCGAUUAUAUAGUUCUUAGUUGACAGCGGACAACGAAUCAAAAGACAAAAAAUGUGCGGAUGCAAGGGACACAGGAAGGAAGUCCAUUAUUGUCACAUCCCUUUAUAAUAACGUUAACAUUCUCUCCAAACAGCCUUUUUCGUUCCAUUGGGGAAAAAAUCUCAUCUUUCGCAAGUUUUGUAUAAAAAUAUUUUAGAAUUAAUAAAUAAAAAUAUACCAUCCAUGGAAAGCCUGAUAUUCUUUUGGUUACUGCUCACAAGCAAAAUUAAAUACCGAAUAUUUAAGGGAACCGUCGGGGUCAAAUCAAACUCCUACUAAAGCAUACAUUGAAUCUGAGGGACCUAACUUGGGUAGAACUAGAGCAAUAUACAUGUAUUCACGUAUACAACAGACUAAUUUAAUACCGAGGCCAAUAAAAUUUAUAAGAAAAAUAAA
Messenger RNA from Armigeres subalbatus, 6456 nucleotides. RefSeq names its product patched domain-containing protein 3 (gene Ptr). The record is from RefSeq and is a predicted model, not a curated record. Gene Ontology annotation, cellular component: plasma membrane; cytoplasmic vesicle membrane. Bases 1445 to 4906 code for a protein of 1153 amino acids. Lineage: Eukaryota; Metazoa; Arthropoda; Insecta; Diptera; Culicidae. The transcript is spliced from 9 exons.